Bursaphelenchus xylophilus (pine wood nematode) is the source of this 3731-nucleotide messenger RNA. NCBI's taxonomy places the organism in Eukaryota, Metazoa, Nematoda, Chromadorea, Rhabditida, Aphelenchoididae. The record is from the annotation of a GenBank genome assembly.
AUGUCGGCCAAAUCGAAUCAACAACUCCCUCCCAAGGAGAUGGCCUUAUUUAGGAAGACUGUGGUGAGUAUUUGUACUAUUUGUGAUCUACUCUUGUUGGGGUUCAAAGCAUUAUUUUCAGCGGUCGUAUGAGCAAAAACAAUAUAAACAAGCGCUCCGAUGCACGAAACAGAUUUUAGCUAAUCCACAUUUUUCGGAGCACGGUGGUAAUUGCCUUUACACAUAUAUUUUUCUGUUUUUUAUAUAACAAUUUUACUGCGUUUUCUUUCCAGAGACAUUAUGUAUGCGAGGUUUGAUCCUAAAUUGCAUUGGAAAGCAUGAAGAAGCCAUGGAUAUCGUCAAACGAGGACUCAAGGCCGAUCUCAAGUCAUACGUCUGUUGGCAUGUUUACGGUCAAGUCCAUAGAAGUGACAAACAAUAUGAAAUGGCCAUGAAGGCCUACAAAAGAGCCUUGAGUUUGGAUUCGGAAAACCUUCAGAUCCUCAGAGAUCUCGGCCUUCUUCAGAUUCAGAUGAGGGAUUACAUUGGAUACAGGGUAAACGAUAUUAUCUAGUUGCAUGGUAUCUCUUGUAGGAUACUCGUUAUCAAUUAUUGGUGGUUCGACCUCAGAACAAGGCUCAUUGGGUAGGAUAUGCCAAUGCAUGUCAGAUGAUGGGUGAUCACGAUACUGCCCUUCGGGUGAUCAAUGAUGUCUUCAAAACACUUAAAGUGCGUAAUUUUAUUUUUCUUUUUGAAAUUUUAGAACAACGAAUCGGAAAGGGGUGACCUGACUCUAUAUAAAGUGUCAUUGUUGGUCGAAUCCAAGAAACUGAAUGAUGCUUUGAACGUUUUGGAAGAGAAUGCGGCCAUUAUUCCCGAUAAGUUAACUUAUCUCGAGACUAGAGCCGACCUUCUGUUUAAAGUCGGCAAAAUCGCUGAUUCUCAAAAAGCUUACGAAUGGCUUCUGAAGAGGAAUCCGGAUAACGUUGAUUAUAUGAAGAGAAUUGAGGAAUGUAUUAGACUUCGUAAGUUUGUGAACAGGAACAUUAUUUGUUUAAAUUACAGGGUGGGCCACUCGAAACUGACAAGUUGUUUCUUUGAAUUUCUCCGCGGAGACUCCGCCGAUUUUUCUAAAAUUUAGAUUUUUCUGGAGCUGAGACCCGCCAUUUUCAAUCGACUGAAAUUCAAAAAAAUAUAUUUUGAAUUGACCUUUCCAUGCCUUCUCAAAGUUUUGAAAAAUUAUUUGCAGGCCGAAACCGCUAAAACUUUGAAAAUUUUUGGAAUGAUUUUCAAUUGACAUUCUCGGACUUGGAAAAUUUUUGGUUUUUUUUGGGGGAAAUGGCGGAGUAAAAAGUUGCUAGUGCUCGCCUUAAUCUUGUUUAAAGCAAGUUGAAAGACACAAGAGGGUUGUUUGUAUUACCAUUAGGGCACGAACAUACAAAAAAAAAAGAUUUCAAAAAGAUUGAAAAAUUCGGCGUCAAUGGUUAUCGAGUCAGGCCUGGGGCAUCUUGAAGCUUAGAACCCGGCCUGAUUGAAGUUUUAACUUUAAAAACCAUAUCCACAAUACGCAAUUAAAGCUGCGCAUGACUCUCAAAGGCACUGCAAGUUUGUGAUGUUAGAGGAGGUGGGCAUAAUAACUCAGAGAGAGGCAUUAAUAAUCAGAUGGUUAAAUAAAAUUGUUUUCGGAACAAUAUUUGAUAACUAUCUGACGUGAGGUAAAACAAAGAAAAUUUCACCCAAGAACUCGGAAAAAUGACCAAAUUUUCAAAAUCAUUCCAAAAAUUUUCAAAGUUUUAGCGGUUUCGGCCUGCAAAUAAUUUUUCAAAACUUUGAGAAGGCAUGGAAAGGUCAAUUCAAAAUAUAUUUUUUUGAAAUUCAGUCGAUUGAAAAUGGCGGGUCUCAGCUCCAGAAAAAUCUGAAUUUUAGAAAAAUCGGCGGAGUCUCCGCGGAGAAAUUCAAAGAAACAACUUGUCAGUUUCGAGUGGCCCACCCUGUAUUUAUUAUUUCAGUUGAUAAUGAGAAUGCAGAGAAAGUGAUUAAAGAAUUCUACGAAGAACAAAUCAAGGCCAAUCCUCGAACGAGAAUUCUGAAGAUCCGCCUGCUGCUCCAUAUUCGUAAUUCCGAAGAUUUUAGAGAUGAAUUUGUUAAAUUCUUGGUUUCUGGACUUCGGUCUGGUCUUCCAUCCUUGUUUACUUGUCUUUCGGCAUUCUAUGAAGAUCCCAGCAAGGUAAGUACUUGUUAUCCACCAAUUAUUUUCUUUUAAUUUUAGAUGGCUUUUGUGGAAACUUUCUUGGUUGAUUUUGUCCGGAAAUCGAAUGAGUUCGGAUAUGAAAAAGCAUCGCUGGACGGCUCGCCUCAUCCAGAAUUGCCCAUUACUAUUGUUUGGGUGUGGUAUUAUCUUGCACAGCAGGUACUUCUCCAAAAAAGGUACGAUGAUGCGUUGGGUUUCAUUAAGAACGCCAUUAAUCACACCCCAACUCUAGUCGAUCUUUAUACCCUCAAGGCUAAGAUUUUGAAAAAGAAAGGAGAUCUCGCGGUAAGUAAAAAUUUUUAAAUUUUGAUUAGUGAUUUUUGUGAUUUAGGCAGCUGCCGUCGAAAUGGAGGAUGCUCAAAGUAUGGACACUGCUGACAGAUAUUUGAAUUGUUUGGCUACGAAAUAUUUUUUGAAGACUGGUCGAAUGAGUGAUGCCGCCAAAAUGUGUGAGAAAUUCACAAGAGAAGGAAUGAAAUCUGAAGAUGCACUGCAAGAAAUGCAAUGUUUGUGGUAUCCAUGGGCUGCGGCUAAGGCACACCGAGCCAAGGGAGAGCUUGGAGAGGCCUUGAAACGAUGCCAUCAAAUCGAAAGGGUAUGGAAUUGUUGUUUCCGAGUUUGUCAUUCUGUAAAGAGAAGCAUUGCUAAAGUUUUUUUAGAUAAUAACAUCGUUCUACGAAGAACAGUAUGAUUUCCACACCUACUGCGUCCGCAAAUGUUUCAUGACUCCCUAUGUUUCAAUGCUACACUACCUCGACCGUAUCCAUUCAAAUCCGUUUUACGUUAAGGCGGCAAAAUUGGCUGCAGAAAUUUAUCUAGACCUAGCUGAACAUCCAAAUGGAAUCCCUGAUAAGAAGGAUGAGCUGGAGUUGCAGAAUCCCGACCUUAGCCCGUCAGAAUUGAAGAAAUUAAGAAGGAAACAGAAUAAACAGAAAGCUCAAGAAGAAGAAAAAUUAGCCAAAGAACAGCAGAAUAAUAAGGAUAAGAAUCAGAAGAGGAAACCUCUGGAUGGAGAAGCUGAUGUUGUUGAUGGAUCUCCUCUAGAUCCCAAGAAAUUGGUUGCUACCAACACUCCUUUAGAUGAAGCCGCCAAGUUAAUUCAUCCUAUUAUUCUAAGUGGGACUGAUUCUCCCAGUUUUUACGCUACUGCUUUCCGUUUAUAUCAAUUGAAAGACAAGGUAAAUUUUUGCCAUUAACUGGAGUAUUUCCUUAUUUUAAGCCUCUUCUUAUGCUCAAAUCGUUGAAAGCACUGUCGAAGCUCGGCGACAAGGAUUCAAUUGACAAGUUAACCAAAGAAAUGGAAAAUUACGGUAAUAUAUUGCCUUUUUCUUGAUUUAAAUCGUAUUUGCUAGGUAUUAUCCGUAUUUUUUCAGUCAAAGCGAAAUCUGAGAAUCUGGAUGGUCCGGUGAAAACAACCAUUGACGAAAUCCUACUCCAAAUCAAAGGCCAGUCCGUCAACCACAGGAUGAAAACCUUGGAAUUAAACGGGACCAGCCGCUAA